CGUCACUUCCGGCGUUUUUGAAAUUUCCGAGUUAACCGGUGCCCUAACGUGGUAGUAUUAUUUAUUUAAAAUAAAUUAAAGUUUAUUAUUAUUAUUAUCAUCAGCCGUUACCGUGUGAGAGUUGUGAUGGAUAUUCAAGGUAUGGAGCCGAUGUCUCUCGGUUCUCCGUCGUCCCCAAAGCCUGUCGGUGGAGCUCAGUUCCUCCCCGGGUUCCUGAUGGGUGAUUUACCUGCUCCUGCUACACCACAGCCCAGAUCCCUUAGUCUGAGUGUGGGUGGAGCUGAGACCAGAGCCCUGUCCCUCACAGGUGUAUCAGGUGGUUCUCCUCCUCAGCCAGUGGUUCCUACACCUAAAGAUAAAAGUGGUGCUCCUCCUGUGAGAAGUAUCCAUGACGACCUGUCCAGUCCCAUGGUUGGCUUCUCCCCACUCGCAUCACGUAAACAGGUGUUCUCAGUCAUGCACACUCCUCUGUCUGGUGUGGCUGCAACUCCAGGAUCUGCGGGCAGUGUGUUUAGCCCCGCCUCUUUAGGACAGGUGAAGAGCGCCCUAUCACCUGCGCAGGUAGACCCAUUCUUCACUCAAGGAGACGCUUUGUCCUCUGAGGACCAGCUUGAUGAGACAUGGGUCACUGUUUUUGGGUUUCCCCCAGCCUCUGCAUCCUACAUCCUGCUGCAGUUUGCUCAGUAUGGGAACAUCCUCAAACACGUGAUGUCUAACUCAGGAAACUGGAUGCACAUCCAAUAUCAGUCCAAACUGCAGGCCAGGAAAGCGCUCAGUAAAGACGGGAAGAUAUUCGGAGAAGCCAUCAUGAUCGGAGUCAAGCCCUGUAUCGAUAAGAGUGUGAUGGAGUGCUCAGACAGGAGCAGUGGUGCAGUGUUCACUCCUCCAGCGAAGAACAGUAACAAGCUGGCUUCCAUUUCCACUCCCCGAUCAUCCAUGAGACCCCUCAGCACACCACUCACACACACCAACGCUGACUAUCAGGUGGUGUCAGACAAAGGGACCCCACGGAAGGAUGACAGCUUUGUGUCCAAAGCGAUGGAGUAUAUGUUCGGCUGGUGAUGGAGGUGUGAGGCAGGUGAUGUCACCGGGUGAGGUGGAGGUGUGAAAGAGGUCUCACAGAGCACUUUAGUGUACGCUGGAUCUGAAUACUUGGAUGGACACAAACACACAUGCACUCAGCAGGGUGUGAUGGUAUACGACUGUCAUAGCCUUAAUCCUGUUGUUCAGAGAUGACUGUCUCUAAUCACGGUUAUAAUGGCAUCACUGAUCCUUUUAAUAAUCUGUAACGGAUGACGUUUUUAAACCAAAAGUGCAUUCAGAACUUUACCUUCACUCUGUAUUUUGUAUCUUUUUUUUGUAUAGAUGUUGUGUAAAUAAAUAUCUUUGUCUAA
Messenger RNA from Neoarius graeffei (lesser salmon catfish), 1394 nucleotides. RefSeq names its product nucleoporin 35 (gene nup35). The record is from RefSeq and is a predicted model, not a curated record. Gene Ontology annotation, cellular component: nuclear membrane; nuclear pore central transport channel; nuclear pore nuclear basket. Gene Ontology annotation, biological process: regulation of DNA-templated transcription; NLS-bearing protein import into nucleus; nuclear pore organization. The transcript is spliced from 9 exons. NCBI's taxonomy places the organism in Eukaryota, Metazoa, Chordata, Actinopteri, Siluriformes, Ariidae. Bases 127 to 1062 code for a protein of 311 amino acids. Gene Ontology annotation, molecular function: structural constituent of nuclear pore; phospholipid binding; single-stranded DNA binding.